This is a messenger RNA of Aspergillus puulaauensis, 894 nucleotides long. RefSeq names its product pre-mRNA-splicing factor SYF2 (gene SYF2). Bases 1 to 894 code for a protein of 297 amino acids. The record is from RefSeq and is a predicted model, not a curated record. The transcript is spliced from 3 exons. Lineage: Eukaryota; Fungi; Ascomycota; Eurotiomycetes; Eurotiales; Aspergillaceae. Gene Ontology annotation, cellular component: catalytic step 2 spliceosome; post-mRNA release spliceosomal complex; Prp19 complex.
AUGUCAGCCACGAACGAACCCAAACAGACUUCUCUGGAACCACCCGCCGAGGCUGAGGUCGCUGAAGAAAAGCCGACAAAGUCGGGAGCAGAGUCCAGCUCGUCGGAUGAACCCUCGAAAACAGAGCAGACAGAAGACAAGGAGGAUGAUUCAGCUGCGAGAGCCCGCUCAAGACAGGAGAGAUUCAAAGCACUCCAAGCGCGCGCGAAAUCUGCAACCGAGCGCAACUUGAAAGAGACAGCGGCCGAAACCCAGCGACUCGCCACAGAUCCAUCUCUUCUAUCCUCGUUGUCACGCAAACAUGCGUUCGCCUCUCACAACUUACUGAAAGCUGAUACAGAGGCGGCUGGCGAGGACUUUGAGCGUAAACGCGCGUGGGACUGGACUGUCGACGAAUCCGAAAAAUGGGAUAGGCGGAUGGAAAAGAAGCAACGCCAUCGAGACGACGUUGCAUUCCAGGAUUAUACCCAGGACGCCCGGAAAGUGUACAAGCGGCAGCUGCGGGAGAUUAAACCUGACCUGGAGGGUUACGAGAACGACAAGCUUGCGGCAAUCGAAAAGGCUGCUGCGAAUGGAGAUCUUGAAAUUGUCGAGACCAGUGAUGGGGAAAUGAUUGCCGUUGACAAGAAUGGCAGUUUCUAUUCAACUGCUGACACCGUUGGGUUUACUGACAACAAGCCUGACCGUGCCGCCGUCGAUAAACUCGUUGGAGACCUGAGGAAGGCCGAAGAGGUCCGCCUGAAGAAGAGAAGAGACCGCCGCGGAGCUGAGGAAGACUCCGACGUUACGUACAUUAACGAAAAGAACAAGCAAUUCAACCAGAAGCUUGCUCGUUUCUACAACAAGUACACGACCGAGAUCCGUGAUAGUUUUGAACGAGGUACCAUGAUAUGA